AUGUCAAUUUCAAACAACAGUAUUAGUAACCAUAAUUAGUCAUUUCAUUCUGAUCAUUCGCAAUCCUCAUUGAAUCAUUCGUUUCAAUAAUAUUAGAAAUAAGCCCAAACAUAAUUUCCUUUGAACUUCUCAUAAAAUUUAGCUUUUAAUAACUCAAAUCAAGACUUCGUAAUAUCAAUUGAAGCAAGCGAAGAAAGACUGACUUUAAUAGUUGAAGAUCGAUUUGACAUUAACACAUGGAGAGGAGACUUCACUAGCAAAUAUCUAGAAGAAAUUACGAGGAAAACAGGGAAAGAAAGAACUUAUCAAACAUUCCUGCAGAUGCUGAUAGGGACAAUAUAGAAUUAAAAAGGCUUCUCUUAAUUUUAUGUGGAUCUAUUAGGCUUUUAAGAGCUAUAAUUAUUGAAGGCAAAAAGAUCAGGAGAUGACUAUAACAACUAAUCAUAGAUGCCACCUAAUGUAAAAAAUAACAAGAAAUAUUUAAUUCUGACUCAUUUAAUGAACGGCUAGAAAGUUCAUUACCCACUUCCUCUGAAUCCUGUUGAGACAGGAACUUAUCUUAUGGAUAAGGAGACAAUGAAGAGGAUGGUUAAGAGAAUGAGUUAAACGCUAGGAGAAUUCAGAAACAUGAAUUCGACAGGAGGAAUGUCCUAAUAAAAUCAGAGUAAUGGAUUCAACUAGACUACGGGUACAAUGAAUAGUAAUUUUGGAAGAUAAACUGCAAAGGAAUUUUUUUCAAAGGAAAAUCUAAUGCAUCCAGCAGUUGAGGAAAACGCCUAACUCAAGAAAAAAUUAUAGCAACUUGAAUAGGCUAAAGUAUUAGGUGGAGCUGUUUCAUUAAAUAAUUUGCAUGUUGAAAAGAAGAAAAUUGAACAAGAUUUUUAAAGUUAUCAAAACAUCACUAUAAAGGAAAUUAAGAAACUGAAGAAUUUGCAGCUAGAAUUAAAAAGAAGGAUUGACGAGACUCAAAAUGAAAUAAAAUCUGAAAGACCAUAAUCUGCAUACUCAUAGCUAUCAAUGGGAGGAAUGCAAAUGCAAAAUUAAACAAUGACUUCAAAUUUCAACCCAGGAAGUAGUAUAGUAACUGAGGUUGAAGAGUUAAGAAGACAAUUAGCGGAGUCAAGUGUUGAGCUUGAAGAAAUAAGGGAGUAAUACAAAAAGCGAAUGGCAUUACAAUAAAAGGAUAUGGAGGAUUACUAUGAUCAAUUAUAAUCCUUCAGAUAAGAAGAAAAAUCUCUUCGAGUCAAAGUAAAUCAGAUAGAAGUAGAACUUGAACAUAACUUAAAAAGACUAGAUAUUAUUUGCAAGAGCAAGGGAUUGCCACGACCAUAAAGAAGAACUUUAUCUAAUGCAAGUGGAGCAAGUGGAGGAGGAAGAUAUGUCUCCCCUUAUAGAUAAGGACCAGGAUCCAAUAAUGGAAGCAACCAGAAGCCUGGAGUAAGAAAUUUGAGCAAUAGCAAUUCCGUAAAGAGACCUAGUCCAUUAAGAAACAACAAUUAUAACUAUACUCCACCAAACAGAAGGAAUCAAAUCUCACCUGGCAAUUAAUCAAAUGGAUCAAAUAAUAAAUUCAAAUCAUCUCCAAUGAACACUAACUACUCUAAUAAUUCAGCUGCUUUGAGAAAUAAAUAACAGAAUUCACCAGGAGCACGAUCUAAUGCUUCAAACAAAUCUAAUGGGUCUAAAACUAACAAUUCUUCAAAUAGGCUCUACUCUCCUAGUGGAAGAAUAAGAGGCAGUAAUCCAGGAUAGGGAUUGUAUGGCUCAGGAGCCAAUAGUGGCCAAGCUGCUAACAGAGUUCGAAGAGAGCCUGCAGUUGGAGGAAAUUUGAAUAACUCGACUUCAAAUAGCGUAAAUUCUAGAAGCAACUCCAGAACCAAAAUGACUAACCAGAAUAAUAGCAGUGGCGGCUAUGCUUAAAAUAGAAACGCGAGUGGGUUAAGAAAUAAUUCAUAAAACAAAACUUCCUCAGUUUACACUAAUUCCUAGCAAAGAAAGCAAAGUAAUACAGGUGGAACUUCUAUUGGGGGCUAUGGGAGAGCUUAAAUUUAAAAUCAGCAAGAGAAAAAAGGAACAAUAUUUGGUGGGUCAUCUAACCAGAAUAAAAAUUCAGUGCUUGACUAAUAGAAAGCCUCCGGUACAAUUGAUGAGAAGAUUGAGAAGCUUUAGAAUAUCCUCAAAGCAGCAAGAACUUCAAAUAAUAAUAUGUGA
This is a messenger RNA of Stylonychia lemnae, 2211 nucleotides long. Lineage: Eukaryota; Ciliophora; Spirotrichea; Sporadotrichida; Oxytrichidae. The record is from the annotation of a GenBank genome assembly.